Arvicola amphibius (Eurasian water vole) is the source of this 3512-nucleotide messenger RNA. It is a transcript of the gene Tbc1d22b, whose product is annotated as TBC1 domain family member 22B. Gene Ontology annotation, molecular function: GTPase activator activity. Bases 133 to 1650 code for a protein of 505 amino acids. The record is from RefSeq and is a predicted model, not a curated record. Gene Ontology annotation, biological process: activation of GTPase activity. NCBI's taxonomy places the organism in Eukaryota, Metazoa, Chordata, Mammalia, Rodentia, Cricetidae. The transcript is spliced from 13 exons.
CCCAGGAGCUGGGAGCGGGUGACCGGCGGCGGGGAAGCGGCCUGGGCUGGCCCUCAGAUUGCGGGGUCCCGGGGGCCUGUCGCGGGGCGCCCCCGUGACCCACAGACCAGGCCUACCCCCGGGGCCGGAGCGAUGGCCGCCGAGAACAGCAAGCAGUUCUGGAAGAGGAGCGCCAAGCUGCCGGGGAGCAUUCAGCCCGUGUAUGGAGCUCAGCACCCUCCUCUGGAUCCUCGGCUCACCAAAAACUUCAUCAAAGAACGGUCCAAAGUCAACUCAGUUCCUCUGAAGAACAAGAAGGCCUCCAGUUUCCAUGAGUUUGCCCGGAAUACCAGUGACGCGUGGGACAUUGGCGAUGACGAGGAAGAGGACUUUUCCUCACCUCCUUUCCAAACUCUGAACUCAAAAGUGGCUUUGGCAACUGCGGCCCAAGUCCUUGAAAACCACAGCAAGCUGAGGGUAAAACCUGAACGGUCCCAGUCGACAACAUCAGACGUCCCUGCCAGCUACAAGGUCAUAAAGUCCAGCAGUGAUGCCCAGCUCUCCCGAAACUCCAGUGACACGCGCCUGAGGGACCCACUCCACAAACAGCAGUCUCUCCCUCUGCGGCCCAUCAUCCCCCUUGUUGCCCGGAUCUCAGACCAGAAUGCUUCUGGGGCCCCUCCAAUGACAGUCCGGGAGAAAACCCGCCUAGAAAAGUUCCGUCAGCUGCUUUCCAGCCACAACACCGACUUAGAUGAAUUGAGGAAGUGGAGCUGGCCAGGUGUUCCCAGGGAAGUUCGACCUGUCACCUGGAGACUCUUGUCGGGCUAUCUCCCCGCAAACACCGAGCGGCGGAAGCUGACCCUGCAGCGGAAGCGGGAGGAGUACUUUGGCUUCAUUGAGCAGUAUUAUGACUCCCGCAAUGAGGAGCAUCACCAGGAUACCUACAGACAGAUUCACAUUGACAUUCCAAGGACAAAUCCUCUUAUCCCGUUGUUCCAGCAGCCGCUUGUCCAGGAGAUCUUUGAAAGAAUUCUCUUUAUCUGGGCCAUCCGACACCCCGCCAGUGGCUAUGUCCAGGGGAUCAAUGACCUGGUCACUCCGUUCUUUGUCGUCUUCCUCUCGGAAUAUGUGGAAGAGGAUGUGGAGAACUUUGAUGUGACCAACUUAUCUCAGGACAUGCUGCGAAGCAUCGAAGCUGACAGCUUUUGGUGCAUGAGCAAGCUGCUGGAUGGGAUCCAGGAUAAUUACACCUUUGCACAGCCAGGGAUCCAGAAGAAGGUCAAGGCCCUGGAAGAGCUUGUCAGCCGGAUCGAUGAGCAGGUACACAGUCACUUCAGGAGGUACGAGGUAGAGUACCUGCAGUUUGCCUUCCGGUGGAUGAACAACCUGCUGAUGCGGGAGCUCCCUCUCCGCUGCACCAUCCGCCUGUGGGACACGUACCAGUCUGAGCCGGAAGGGUUCUCGCACUUCCAUCUCUACGUGUGCGCCGCCUUCCUGAUCAAGUGGAGGAAGGAGAUUUUGGACGAGGAAGACUUUCAGGGCCUCCUUAUGCUGCUGCAGAACCUGCCUACGAUCCACUGGGGCAAUGAGGAGAUCGGGCUGCUGCUGGCUGAGGCAUACAGACUCAAGUACAUGUUUGCAGACGCCCCUAACCACUACCGCCGAUAGGUGCUGUCUCCCCCGGGGACCCAGACUGCCCCCAUCUCUGAUGGCAACUUCAUCACUGUGGCCACUGUGCAAGCCGUGGACCCCGGCCAGGAACCACUCCUGCUGUACAAAGCUCACCCCCGGCACCACCGCCCAGGUCUUAACUUCACAGCAUCCGCCACGUCGUGUCUCUGGAUGUGUCUGGGACCACUGUCAGUAUUCUGUGCGUGUGGAUGGGCAGAGGAGGAGGUGACGCUGGACACAGAGUAGGCUCCAGUUUGCCCCACACUGCCCCUCCAGGCACCGCUGGCUCUGCCCAGGACCCAGCUGGUGUGGUUUUCUUUUACUUUGUUUUCUUCUUUUUAACAGGAAAACACAAAUUCUCAUCCCACAGCAUGGGGUAUUACGCUCUCGUGCUGUUGCUUUGUGUGACUCAUUUGAUCUGGUCACAGGUCAGGGACACUUUAUGUUUUCAGAAGACCCUGGCCCCACCCUUCUCCCCCUCACUCCCUGCCUCCUCCUGCCCCAGCUGAGCCAGUGAGCGAGCCCUUCCUUCUCAGGUGGAGGAGACACCGUGUUUGUUCAUAGCCCUGAGGAGAGGCCUACACGCAAGGGCUAGGGAUUGCGUCUCCCCUUUCCUCAUCUAUGAAUCUCACAUGGUGUGCAUGUGUCUGUGUGUGCGUGCGUGUAUGUGUGUGUGCUGGAAUGAUUGUGGGUGUGUGUGUGUGUGUGUUUGUGUGUGCAAGCCCAUCAGCAUUUUGCCACGUCUGAAUUUGUGUUCAGACGAACCCAUCAGAACCAUUUGGGAAGGACCCAAGGGACCAAGCAUCUGAUGGUCCCUUGAGAGGGACCAGGGCAGAGGAGGGAGAAAGAGGAUGGUUUUGUUUUAUUGUUUUCUUUUUUCUUCAUCUUCUUCUUUUUUUUAACCACCUCUUCAAGCCCUUUUCAAGGGUGAGCCACUCCAAGAUAUUAUGUAUAAAUUGUGUUAUUAUGUAUAUGGGUAAAGGUGUACAAAUCUAUGUCCUCUUUGUAGCAGAUAUGAUUUUAUAUUUAUAGUGUGCAUUGACAUGUGAAAGCAAUCUAGGUCAUUAGCACAGAUGAACUUGCUGGGUGGGUAGCUUAAGUGGAGGGACCUGGGGGCCCUCUGGAGGAUGUGGCCAGCAGACAUGCUGUCACUGUCUCCGCCUUCCACUUCCAGUCCCUCCUUGUGCCUCUGUGAACACCUGGCCUGUCCUUCCCCUCUUCCAUGGCAGAGCUCCCCUCUACUCACCCCCAGCACCUCCCCAGGAAGGACCACAGAGGCAGAAGCCCCCCUCAGGUUUUGUGGCCCCAUCCUUUGGCUUCCCCUGUAUAAGUCAGCACUGUGGUCAGGACAGAGGCUGGCUGACAAGUCCGUGCCAAGAGAAGGGAUCCCUGUGUGUCCCCAAGAGGGGGACCUCUUCCUAGAGUGGCACUAGGUGUCCCUUGUCACCAUCACACUCCCCACAGCUCAUGAGGUGUCUGACCCAUGCUCGAGUUUUGGUGUAUGGUGGAGAGAGGCGGUGUUCCUGGCGGUGACACCCUGAGGUCACUUGCCUGUGUCACUCCACCGGCAGGCCACGCCUCAUUCUUGUGCGUUAGGUCCCUCAUCCAAGCUGUUUCUCAGGCGUUCUUCCCCGUUCCCCAACCACCUUUUUGUGUGCCUCAGUAGUCUCCACAGAAGGGGGACUCGUGGCCCUCCCUCAAACAGAUUAACUAAAGAAAGACACUUGUGUUCCCAAGUGGUGGUUUUAUUUUUUUAGUUUUAUGUUUGUAUGGGAAAUUGUGGAUAAAGUGAGUGGAUUGUAAAUAAAUGGUGUGUUUCCUCCUCCAUCGUGAGCUUUCGUCUCAUGAGGUCCGGAGCC